GUAGGCUGUUCUUUGUGUGCCAUGAUAUCCAUCUGCAAUGCCAGAUAAUCUGCUGACUUUAACAGCGGGAAGAUUCAGUAUCGCUCUAUGAGUUCCUCCGCAUUCCUUCAUGCCUGCUGAAUCUGAUGUGCUGUUUAAAAUCGAUGAAUGAGUACUAUGGCACCCCUGUUAAGACAGCUUUUCUUCAUGACCCUCAGGGUGGUGGAAACUAGAUAAACAAGGCAAACACCUAUUUAUUCCCACGCCAUCAAAUUUUGGGAGACUGCGCAGCUCGCCAAAGAUUGUUUACUCCAAGUAGUUUGACGACGUUGACAUUAUCCGUUGCUCUCUCAGUCACCACCCAUCGCUUUCCAUUCCCAUAGACUAAGAGGAAGUUGCUACUAUAGCUUCAAAUGUGGCACUUCCGUGGGAGAUGCCAGCCGAUAUGAUGCCAUGGCAGGGUCAGCGCCACUUAUGGCACUUCCAGAUGUUAGAUUCCGCGUAGGAUUGAUGGAUGGCUUAGCAAAAAGCUACUAUGGCUAGCCACAUGCAGCUUUUGGUUCUUGUUGGUAUCUGUGUUCACAGUCGUAAGGAUUUGAUGCGCAAGGAUGAGGCAACGGGCGCACAACAACGUUUAUCGAGAACGCGUGUGGACUUGUGG
This is a messenger RNA of Cylicocyclus nassatus, 640 nucleotides long. Lineage: Eukaryota; Metazoa; Nematoda; Chromadorea; Rhabditida; Strongylidae. The record is from the annotation of a GenBank genome assembly.